Messenger RNA from Elephantulus edwardii (Cape elephant shrew), 300 nucleotides. RefSeq names its product 60S ribosomal protein L23a-like. Gene Ontology annotation, molecular function: structural constituent of ribosome. The record is from RefSeq and is a predicted model, not a curated record. Bases 1 to 300 code for a protein of 99 amino acids. Gene Ontology annotation, biological process: ribosomal large subunit assembly; translation. The transcript has a single exon. NCBI's taxonomy places the organism in Eukaryota, Metazoa, Chordata, Mammalia, Macroscelidea, Macroscelididae. Gene Ontology annotation, cellular component: ribosome; cytosolic large ribosomal subunit.
AUGCUGAGACUCUGCAGACAGGUCAACUACCUUGGAAGAAACAAGCUUGACUGCUAUGCCAUCAUCAUGUACUCCCUGAUCACAGAGUCAGCCAUGAAGAAGAUAGAUGUAAACAGCGCCUUUGUGUUCACUGUGGAUGUCAAGGCCAACAGGCAGCAGAUUAAACAAGCCAUGAAGAAGCUCUCUGGCCUUGAGGUGGCCAAAAUCAACACCUUGAUCAGACAUGAAAGACAGAAGACAUAUGUUCAACUUGUUCCUGACUGUGAUGCUUUGGAUGUUGCCAACAAAUUGAGAUUCUAG